AAGUGUUGUUGUUGCUGCUGGCGGGCAGGAGACAGUUUGGGUGUGGAGGUAAAGAGAUAAACACUCGCAGAGUUGGACCAAUUUCACUGAACACACGGACAAUGUCUCGGUUUAAAAGAGCGGGUCCGGUGGACUCUCUGGCGGGCUUCAGGACGGAGCCGACGACGGAGCCGACCGUCCCUUCCGGUCUGCUGAAGGCAGCCAGGAAGAGCGGCCAGCUCAACCUGUCCGGCCGAGGGCUAACACAAGUCCCUCAGGACGUGUAUCGUCUUAACGUCGACACACCAGAGGAGGCCCACCAGAACGUGUCCUUCGGAACGUCAGAUCGCUGGUGGGAACAGGCUGACCUCACCAAACUGCUGCUCUCAUCCAAUCAGCUCACACAACUGUCUGAUGACAUCAGACUACUGCCUGCACUCACUACGCUGGAUCUCCAUGACAACCAGCUGAGAAGUUUACCCAGUGCUUUGGGAGAACUGCAGGAGCUCCAGCAACUGCGACUCAAUCAAAACCAGCUGACAUCACUGCCAGUGGAGGUGUGUACUCUGAAGAACCUCUGUAGCAUCUCACUCCAGCAAAACCUGCUGGAAAGCCUGCCAGAGGAACUGGGACAACUGGAGAAGCUGACACAGCUGGACCUGUCCAACAACCAUCUGAAGGGCCUGCCCUCCAGCCUGGGCCGUCUCACCCGUCUGCAGACCCUGAACCUGGGUCACAACAAGCUCAGCUGUCUGCCUGACAGCCUGGCCCAGCUCACAAAUGUUAAGCUGUUGGACUGCAGCAACAACCAGCUGACUGACAUUCCCGCCAGCCUAUCAGAGAUGGUCGCUCUGGAGCAGCUCUACCUCAGACACAACCAGCUCCGCCUCCUCCCAAAGGUCCUCGCACCGGAGCUCAAGGAGUUGUAUGUGGGGAACAACCGCAUUGAGCAACUGGAGACGGAGCAGCUGGCGUGCCUGAAAGCCAUCUCUCUUCUAGAACUCCGAGACAACAAGAUCAAAACCCUCCCUGAACAGAUCACCUUACUGAGCACGCUCACACGCCUCGACCUCACCAACAAUGAUGUCACCACUCUUCCAGCUUCUCUCAGCCUGCUGCCCAAACUGAACGUGUUGCUGUUGGAGGGAAACCCUCUGAGAGGAAUCAGGAGAGACCUGCUCGCUAAAGGAACCAAUGAGCUUCUGGAAUAUCUAAGAGGAAGAAUUACAGAGGAUCCUGAGAGAGCAGAUGAAGGACCGACAGCUAUGACGUUACCCAGCCAGGCCAGGGUCAAUGUACACAGCAUUAAAACUCUCAAGUUAUUGGACUACAGUGAGAAGCAGGCAGCUGAUAUUCCAGAUGAGCUGUUUGAUGCUGCAGCGGAUCAGAGUAUUACCACCGUUAACUUCAGCAAGAACCAGCUGAUCGCCAUACCCCCCAGACUGGUGGAGUUCCUACCCUCAGUGUCAGACAUCAAUCUGGGUUUCAACAGACUGACCUGCUGUUCUCCUGACAUCUGCAAGUUCCUGCAGCUGGCACACAUCAACCUCAGGAACAACCAGCUGACGGAUUUACCGUCUGAAAUGAAGAACCUGACCAAACUGUGCUCCAUCACCCUCAAUCAAAACAGGUUCAAGUCCUUCCCUGAAGUCCUCUAUCAGAUAGUUUCCUUGGAGACGGUGUUGCUGGGUAACAACCAGGUGGGCGAGGUGGACCCUCGUCGUCUAAUGAAGUUGGACCAUCUAUCAACCCUGGAUCUGUCGAACAACGACCUGAUGAACGUCCCUCCUGAACUGGGCCUGUGUACCAGCCUCAGGUGUCUCAGUCUGGAGGGGAAUCCUUUCCGUUCACCCAGAGCAGCCAUCGUGGCCAAAGGAACGGAUGCAGUGAUGGAGUACCUCCGCAGCCGCAUACCUACAUGAGCCCUGACCUCAGCUCGGACAGCUCCACCUCCAUGCUCACAGAUCCUUUCUUGUUUUUUUUUUAAUCAACAUUUAAAUGCAUCAACCAACAAUCUGUUUGUUCUUUUAUCUUUAUGCUACACAAGUCUGCAACUCAACAUCCACAGCUGUUUGUGUGUACGUGUAAAAUAGGGAAUUCACCAUACAGUCUGCUUUGAGAAGCAGACCGCUGCCAAAGUUUCCCUCUGAAGUUGAGAUGGAUGUGAUGGAUAUUUCUGGACAAUCAGAUUCAAACUGAUGCCUACAUGUGUGACUGAAAAAAAAAAAACAUGACAAACGACACUUCUUUUAAUAAAGUUGUUGCUAAGAAGGAGUGGUGUGAAUUGUA
Messenger RNA from Sebastes umbrosus (honeycomb rockfish), 2268 nucleotides. It is a transcript of the gene lrrc40, whose product is annotated as leucine rich repeat containing 40. Gene Ontology annotation, molecular function: protein binding. The record is from RefSeq and is a predicted model, not a curated record. The transcript has 15 exons. NCBI's taxonomy places the organism in Eukaryota, Metazoa, Chordata, Actinopteri, Perciformes, Sebastidae. Bases 102 to 1901 code for a protein of 599 amino acids.